CACCAUGUCGUUCUCUGAAGCAGAGGUGCAAAGUGCCCGUGGUGCCUGGGAGAAGAUGUAUGUGGAUGCUGAGGACAAUGGGACAGCUGUGCUGGUCAGGAUGUUUACCGAGCACCCAGACACCAAGUCCUACUUCACACAUUUCAAAGGCAUGGACUCUGCCGAAGAGAUGAAACAGUCGGAUCAGAUCAGAGGCCAUGGCAAGAGGGUUUUCACCGCCAUCAAUGACAUGGUGCAACACCUGGACAACUCUGAGGCUUUUCUUGGGAUAGUGAACCCACUUGGCAAGAAACAUGCCACCCAGCUGAAGAUCGACCCCAAAAACUUUAGGAUUAUCUGUGACAUUAUCUUGCAACUGAUGGAGGAGAAAUUUGGCGGAGAGUGCAAAGCUUCCUUUGAGAAGGUAACCAAUGAAAUCUGCACUCACCUGAACAAUGUCUACAAAGAGGCAGGUUGGUGAGGAUGUGAAACCUCCAGGCUCUUCUAACGUCUCACCAGCACUGAUUUGCUGGUUUUGGUCCUUCAGCCACAGUUGGAAGAAUGAAAAAGU
Tauraco erythrolophus (red-crested turaco) is the source of this 550-nucleotide messenger RNA. RefSeq names its product cytoglobin-1. The record is from RefSeq and is a predicted model, not a curated record. Gene Ontology annotation, biological process: oxygen transport. Lineage: Eukaryota; Metazoa; Chordata; Aves; Musophagiformes; Musophagidae. Gene Ontology annotation, molecular function: heme binding; oxidoreductase activity; iron ion binding.